Acipenser ruthenus (sterlet) is the source of this 1149-nucleotide messenger RNA. RefSeq names its product mitochondrial import receptor subunit TOM40 homolog. Gene Ontology annotation, molecular function: transmembrane protein transporter activity. The record is from RefSeq and is a predicted model, not a curated record. NCBI's taxonomy places the organism in Eukaryota, Metazoa, Chordata, Actinopteri, Acipenseriformes, Acipenseridae. Gene Ontology annotation, biological process: protein import into mitochondrial matrix. Gene Ontology annotation, cellular component: mitochondrial outer membrane; mitochondrial outer membrane translocase complex.
GCUGGGAGCGCCCCGUCCUUCUGUUAAAGACCGGGGUUGCAGCGUGUUAGAGAAUGGGUAACGUGUUGGCAGCUGGUUCCCCCAGCCCCGCUGCGGGCUCCCCUGCAGCUGGACCGGGCCUGGUAUCGGUACCACCGGGCUUCACCAUGCCCCAGGUCUCCCCCCUCAGCCCCCCGGCAGAGCCCAAGCCAGCGAGGGAAGGCUGCCCCAACCCAGGCCCCUUCGAGGAGUGCCACCGGAAAUGCAAAGAGGUGUUUCCAGCACCCAUGGAUGGGGUCAAGCUGAUCGUCAACAAAGGACUCAGCAAUAACUUCCAGGUGAAUCACACGGUCUCUCUCAGCACCCUGGGGGAAUCCAACUACCACUUCGGAGCCACGUACGUGGGCACGAAGCAGCUGAGCCCCACCGAGCUUUUCCCAGUGAUGGUCGGAGACAUGGACAAUAGCGGCAGUUUGAACGCACAGAUUAUUCACCAGCUAACGACAAAGCUGCGCUCCAAACUAGCAUUCCAGACCCAGCAGUCCAAGUUUGUGAACUGCAGGUUGACGGGGAGUACAGAGGAGAGAGACUUCACUGCUGCUGUGACACUGGGAAACCCUGACAUCAUCGUGGGGUCAGGUAUCCUGGUUGCUCACUACCUCCAGAGUGUCACCCCUGCGCUGGCUCUGGGGGGGGAGCUGGUGUAUCACAGGCGGCCGGGUGAGGAGGGCACCGUCAUGUCCCUGGCAGGGAGGUAUACAGGCAGUAACUGGAUCGCUACACUAACACUAGGACAGGCAGGAGCCCAUGCCACAUAUUACCACAAAGCUAACGACCAGUUGCAGGUAGGGGUGGAGUUUGAAGCCAGCACGCGAAUGCAGGACACCAGCGUAUCUUUUGGCUACCAGCUGGACCUGCCCAAAGCGAACCUGCUCUUCAAAGGGUCUCUGGACAGUAACUGGAUUGUUGGGGCUACCCUGGAGAAGAAGCUGCUGCCUCUGCCUCUCACCCUGGCCAUGGGGGCACUACUGAAUCACAAGAAGAACAAGUUCCAGUGCGGGUUCGGCCUCACCAUCGGAUAAACACUGGAGAGACGGACACAGAGAGACGGGCAGACAGACAGACACAGAGAGACGGGCAGACACAGACAGACACAGAGAGACGGACAGA